UGCUUCGAAGAUGUCCUCUUUUUUGAUGUGUGUUGUGACAUAAGUCAAAAUUCGCCGUGGUUUUAAUUUGAAAAAGAAUUCGCGAUUUUUUUUAACCAACAAACGCGCACGCUUCUCACGCGAGGAAGAAUGUUUAAUGGUGUUUGGGACCUGUAGUUUCCUCCAAUACAGUUGUUACUAAAGUGCAAUCCCUUUAAGAUGGUUGACACUGAAAAAAAAGCUGAAAACAUAACCGAAGAGAUAUACAAGAUCACAGACAAUGAUCUUCAGUUGAGCUUCACCGAGGAUAGACAUGAAGAGACCAUUGAGGGGAUUGAAUCCAUCACACAGACAUGGAGGAUGAAGGAGCGGAUGAAGACUGUCAGUGUGGCUUUGGUAUUGUGCUUGAAUGUAGGUGUCGAUCCUCCGGAUGUUGUCAAAACACAGCCAUGUGCAAGGUUGGAAUGCUGGAUCGAUCCAUUAUCACUAUCACCAGCUAAAGCUUUAGAAGCUAUAGGUGGUAGUUUGCAAAAACAAUAUGAGCGAUGGCAGCCAAGAGCCAGGUAUAAAUUAUCCCUUGACCCUACAGCUGAGGAAGUCAAGAAACUUUGCACUUCACUUAGAAGGAAUGCCAAGGAGGAGAGAGUGCUAUUUCAUUAUAAUGGACAUGGUGUCCCAAAACCUACUUCUAAUGGAGAAAUUUGGGUAUUCAAUAGGUCGUUCACGCAAUAUAUACCUUUGUCAGUUUAUGACUUACAAACCUGGAUGGGUGCGCCAUCGAUUUACGUAUACGACUGCUCAAAUGCUGGUAUAAUAGUCGAUUCUUUUAAGCAAUUCGCCUUGCAGCACGAGAAUGAGUACACACAAAGCGGAGAAAACGGUACACCUCCACCAACCUUUCAGAACUGUAUUCAAUUGGCUGCUUGCGAAGCUAGUCAGGUGCUACCUAUGAAUCCAGAUUUACCGGCAGAUUUGUUCACAGCUUGUCUGACGACACCCAUUAAAGUAGCUUUAAGAUGGUUUAUUCUGCAAACCACAUCGAAGUUGAUACCUAAAGUAAAAAUGGAACAUAUAGAACGGAUUCCUGGUUCAAUUACAGAUCGCCGAACGAUGUUGGGUGAAUUGAAUUGGAUCUUCACAGCGAUUACCGAUACAAUUGCUUGGAACACACUCUCGAGGGAUGUGUUUCAAAAGUUGUUCCGGCAAGAUUUACUAGUUGCUAGUCUAUUUAGGAACUUCCUUUUGGCGCAAAGAAUAAUGCGAUCCUCGGAUUGCACUCCGGUGUCUUCACCAGCUUUGCCCGAAACCCAUCAGCAUCCGAUGUGGCAGGCCUGGGAUCUUACUCUGGACUUGAGCUUGGGCCAAUUGCCUGGCAUCUUGGAGCGGGACGUGCCGUACGUGCAUCUGCCCUUCUUCGAGGAACAACUAACAGCGUUUCAGGUUUGGCUAAAGUUCGGUUCAGAGAAGAGGAAACCACCGGAGCAGCUGCCGAUAGUUCUUCAGGUGUUACUCAGUCAAGUGCAUAGAAUGAGGGCUUUGGAAUUACUGGGGAAAUUUUUGGAUUUGGGACCGUGGGCGGUCAAUCUAGCUUUGUCCGUGGGAAUCUUCCCGUACGUACUCAAGCUUCUGCAAAGUUGCGCGAAGGAGUUACGACCGCUGCUGGUAUUCAUUUGGGCAAAAAUUCUUGCCGUUGAUAAUACUUGUCAAGCGGAUCUAGUCAGGGACACGGGUCACAAAUAUUUCCUAUCCAUCCUCCAGGAUACGACAAUUGCAUCAGAGCACAGAACGCAGGCGGCUUUUGUUCUGGCCUGCAUCGUCAAUGAGUAUCGUGAUGGUCAGGAGGCUGCAGUUCAGGGUUCUUUAGUUUCUAUAUGUUUGGAGUUAUUGUCGGAUCCCUGCGCUGAAUUAAGGCAAUGGGUCGCAAUAUGUUUGGGUCGACUAUGGGACCACUACGAAACAGCUAGAUGGACCGGCGUUCGGGAUACCGCUAACGAAAAGCUUUAUCCACUCCUUCAGGAUCCCUGUCCGGAAGUGAGAGCUGCCGCUGUUUACGCGCUAGGCACAUUUAUCAAUUCGGAUGUUAAACGCACAGAGCAUGCGAACAAAAUUGAUCAUUCCGUGGUCAUGACACUGCUCAAUACCGUAGUCAACGAUAUGAGUCCCAUUGUCAGGAUGGAACUGGUUGCAGCUAUUCAAUGGGUUGUGCUUUCCUUUGAGCACGCCUUCAUCAACGAGGCAAUACAAGAAUCUACUAGGGAUCGUCUGCGCUUACCGCCUUCGAUGAGCCAUGGUUCAGGUAUGGAUCAUGUCGACUCUUCGGAGCGUCUGAAGCGCGUUGCUUCAAGCACGUCCAUCAGCACCGCAGUUGGGCUUGGCACUUCCACUUCAAUGCCUUACGGCUCUGUUUACAUAAAAGUUUGGACAGUGCUGAAUAUUUUAACCAAUGAUCCGCAUCCGGACGUUGCUAAAAUCUCGAACACCGUAAUAAAUUACAUCAAAAAUCAAAUCAUGGAUCAAAAACGGGAUUGCGGUGAUAUUAAGUUGAGCUCAAGUAUCAGCUUACCUCCAAGUCCGAACAAGACGUCUUUCAUGGCCGAAAGUCCACCUCACAUGGCUUCUUCCACUGAUUUACAGCGAUUGGCCACAAGAAGUGCUACUAAAUUGAGAACGAAACAUGUACCUCACACCAUCAACGAGGAAGACACGUGGGGAUUGCAUCCUAAGAAGCCGCUGGUCACCACUCAAUUCGUAGCGUGGUCAUGUAAAAAGUUCGCACAACCGAUGAUGAAGAAGGUGAUCGUAGACAAGGAUUCUAAGGAAUUCCUAGAAAGGGAAUGGCGCUUCAUGAGAAAUACUGUGAUAAGAAAUGAAGGCCGGGCUGAGGAAAUUAGAGCACAGAGGUGUCGCCUCGAAUCGCAGGUCUUCAAUUCGCGGAUACAAAAUGUUCCGAGUAUUGUACAGUUCCAUCCCUAUGAUCAGCAAAUCGCAGUCGCAGCUAAAGAUUCAUUCGGUAUAUGGGAUUGGGGAACUGGAGCUAAAUUCGCUCAAGCUUCAUGUAAACCAGGGAAGAGCGUUUCCUGGAAAAUCACCGCGCUUGAAUGGAUCAACUCCUAUGAUAUUGGUAUGGUUAUGGUAGGCUCGGAUGACGGAUCAGCGAAACUGUGGAGAGUCGGGCAGUUCCAGGAACCAAACCUGGUCACGGCCUGGCAGGCUCACAACGGACUCUUCAUUUCAAACAGACUGAGUAAUAGCGUUUCUAGUGGAUUGCUUUUGUCUUGGGAGCAAUACACGCGCACUGUGAUAUCGGCAGGAGAUACGCGCGUAUUACGAUUGUGGGACGUGAACAAGGAAUUGAUGUCCUUCGACAUACCGACCGGAGCGGAUUGCUCGGUGACCUGUCUGGAUUCCACCUAUUCGAGUGUAUCGCACGAGAGGCAAGCCUACGUGCCCAAGUGUACCGUCGAGUGCGAUGACGGCCUCUUCAUGGGUUGUGCAGCGGAGAGUUUCGAGGAGGGACCUGAUGACGGGAAAGCGGGGCUUAUUGUAGCCGGAUGUGCGGACGGUAGCGUGCGCGUUUACGACAGGCGCUGUCCGCCGAACGAGGCUCGGAUCAAAUCAUGGAUGGAACACGCGUCUAAUGUUAUUAGCGUACAAUUACGAGGCGAGAAAAUAAUUAGCGGAAGUGCGAGUGGCGACGUUAAAAUCUAUGAUAUCAGGAAAAGUGAUUCGUUGCUUUCCACACAGGUCGUUGCCAGUCAAACCAUGACCGGUUUAGCAAUCCACCGUAAUUCCAACAUUUAUGCUUGUUCAUCGAAUCAAAUUGUGGCUGUUCAUAAUUUAUCCGGUCUUUGUAUGAACGUUAUUCGGUUCUACGAAGGCUUCAUGACCUACCGGAUCGGACCCGUCAGCUGCUUAGGUUUCCAUCCGUACAAGAUGGCUUUGGCGACAGGAACUAUGGACGGAUCAUUGAGCGUAUAUUGUUUGGACAAUCGUAGAUGACACGCGUCUUUCUCUAUUGGGGAUAUGGUUUGGAUCGUGAAGACCGUACCCAACUUAGUUAAAGAGAAUUGAUACAUAGCACCGAUAAAAAAAAAUUAUUGAUUAUAUACAGAUUUACUGGCUGCCUCUGUUCGGAAUCGUCAACUGCAUUAAUUCGUCCUUUCGCGAGAAGGACAAGGAGAAGAGUGUUCACUUUCAAAAUUUCGAGCGUAAAUUCACACGGCUUUAGCGAACAAAUUUUAUUUACAAUUAUUUUGGUAUGUUUGAUAAUAUUUAACGCGCUUCGACGGAUUCCGCAGAUGGAGCGGCUCGCAAACGUUACAUAAAAUACAGCACUGUAUAUAGUUUUUUUUUAUUCCUUAGAUGAACCGGGAACAGACUCAAAAUAAGAAUUACAUAUAUAUGUAGCACAUAUAUACACAGAUUUUAUUUACGUAACAGAUCUAUUUUUUAUCAAGAUGUAAUUUUUAAAGUGUUUUUAAUUCCCUAACGCGCAUUUCCAAUUUUCGACCGAAAACUUGUUUUUUCUUUCUUCUCUCUCUCUUCUUUGUUUUGAGUCUGUCUGAAUGUGCAUAUACUUAUACAUAAUAUUUCUGAUUUUUGUUUCCGAUAGGUUUUAACUUUAGUUUUUAGGCGCUGUACAAAUAAGACUAUGAAACGUGCAUUUUGUUUAUCUAAUUAAAACGUUUUGUUUUCGAGCUUAUUUCGUUUCUUUCAAACUCGUUACUUUUCUCUUCUUUGUAAUUUUAUUUCUUUGCAAUUUCAAUUUUUUAUUUGGAAAUUGUACGUUAUUUUCUAUCAAGUGUGCAAUUUUAUUCGAGUUCCGAAGAGGGCGAAUCAAUCGAUCUAAUAAUGACUAUGGUGGACCAUCCGGUUGACUUUUUUUUCUUCCCAAAUGCAUAAUCCACGUUAUUGAUUGCCUGUGGUUAACAUUUGGAAUUAGUUACAUAAAUCGAGUUUUACUUACAUUAAUGUUUACAUUAUUUUUUUUAAAAACCUAAUUGCAAUUUGUUAUUAU
Nicrophorus vespilloides is the source of this 4996-nucleotide messenger RNA. It is a transcript of the gene raptor, whose product is annotated as regulatory-associated protein of mTOR. The transcript has 14 exons. Gene Ontology annotation, biological process: TORC1 signaling; cellular response to starvation; positive regulation of protein serine/threonine kinase activity. Gene Ontology annotation, cellular component: cytoplasm; TORC1 complex. The coding region runs from base 199 to 3978 and encodes 1259 amino acids. The record is from RefSeq and is a predicted model, not a curated record. Gene Ontology annotation, molecular function: protein binding; protein-macromolecule adaptor activity. Lineage: Eukaryota; Metazoa; Arthropoda; Insecta; Coleoptera; Silphidae.